GAAUGGCAAAUUUUUAAAAUUUUAUCAUAUUUAGUUAUUUUGUAUCUUCUUUGUUCUAGAAGUUUCUGGUCCAAUGAAGUACCUAUAUUGUUGUAAUGUAGACAUUUCAUUUAUAGAGCCACUUAACAAUCAAGUCAGUGUUUGCAAUUGUAAUUGAGACCUUUGUGGAAAGUCUGAUGAGUUUUUUUAGUUCCAUCUUCUGCCUGAAUGGUGCUAACCGUGUGGGAGUCUGCCACUCAAAUGUUGUUGAGAGUGAAGGGCGUGUGUGGGUUGAGGUGGGAAGCUGUGGCAGCGGCAGGCAGAAGGAAGGCCUCAAGCUGCGAGUGGCUCACCUGCACCCUGAGAAUCCUGUCAUAGCCCCUGCAUUACAGGCUUACAGGCUCAAGCAUGGCAGCCAGAGUGUGGACUUGUCUGAAGACAAGGUGUCAUUGGAAUCUGAAGAAGAUUUUUGGUUCAACCACUGGCAAGGUCCUGACAUCUGCCCUGAGCCCAGCAGCCAGGCCAUCAGUGCCGUGCAACGCGCAUCCUUCCGCUGCAACACCUGCAACAAGAAGGUUGCAUCUUCUGAGCCAGCGUCCUCGAUGGCGCUGGAAGAGCCUGCCGAGUCGCCAGUUCUAGCUCAUCUACCGUCCACACGACGACCGCGCCUCAAGAUCAACUCUGCCAGCAGCAACAUUAGUCCUCUUCGUGCUACACAACAGCCGCCCUUCAUGUUGGGGUCAACACUAGAGUCUGAUACUUCUUCAGACAACCAUCAACUCUCUGGCCGAUUGAGUAGCAGCGAAGAGCAUCUGUCUGCAGUGGAGCGCGUACUGCAGCACGAGAUGCGCACGGACAGCUCCCUCUUCCUGGCCGAUGACGAGCCGGACUGGGGAGACCGCACGGACGGUGGCGGGACAGCGGCCUCAGUCGCCGUCACCCAAGGUGCGGUCUUGCCCGAUGUCGGGUCUCCUUGGCGCAGUCGCUCCUGCCCAUGCAGCCCCAAGACCGCCGCCCGCACCUUGCAAAAGCAUCCAGAGUUGAAGGGCUCAAGCCAGCGUCAAUCUGUGCACUAUCACAGCAAUAAAUUCUCUCUGAGUGGUUCUCUACUGGCAAUGCACAGGCAGGCAUCCAGUUCCCUCAGAAGCAAUGCUUCUAAGAACAGCUCAUUACACAACAGCUUAGUGUUGCGCAAGCGACGCAGCUAUUGCUCAAUAGAUGAGGAGGAUGGCUCAAGUAUUCUAUCUGAGGAAGAAAUGAGCGAAGAAGCUUCGAAUCAUGGAAACAAUUUCAAGCAACCAAUUCAAGUGAGUCAUUCCCUGCCUGCACUGAAACUUUCCAGAAUAGCCAUGAGUCACCACAAUGAAGAACCUGUGGCGGAAGAAGAAAGUCCAUCCGUGCAGUGGCAUCUGGAGCUUUCUGAGGGCCCUUCAGACGCAAAUGCGCCUGAUGAAGAGGUUUGCAUUCCCUCCAUCGACCAUUUCUAUCUGCCAGAUCUUAUCCCGAAUGCUAGAGACUGCCGCAGCGUCAUGCUCAAUGAAACUCCUGAAAGGCUGUGUGCGACUCCAGUGGGCAUGAGAGACGGCUUCAUUAAUUUGGGAUUUGAUGGGCAAAGUGAAAGUUCUGAUGCACAUGACGAAGUCCAUCACUACAACGCGUUUCCUACUCCCAGCGACGACGGUCGCGAUGAGGAAGGCAAAGUACCUUCACCUAUUCAUGGCAUGUCGAUAGGCUAUCUAAAAUCCCCUGACCAACAUGCCCAAGGCUUUGAUGUUUCUGUUUUGACGAGUUUCCAAUCUACGUCUCCAGUAGAUGAUACCCCGUCCUCUAACGAUAUAAAUACUCUGUCUUCUACUACACUUUCAAACGAGCUUUCUGAUUCAAGAUCUUCCUGUGGCUCUUCAAUUAUGAUGCAGUCAAGCAUUACUUCUGCCGCAUCCACAGCACCCUGCUCGCCAUCUGCCCUCCGCAUCAGAGUCAUGGAUGGACCCACACUUUCUUCACUACAACAGCGCCCUUCCGCUGGUCUCCCACUGAACCUUGAGGGCCGCAGCGCUGCACAACUCAAGCCAAAGAAGACUUUGUUAGUUCAAGGCUCCAAGCUGGACACUUCAAUUACUCAAAAUGAAAUCCUGCCUACCAAUAACUCAUUAGCCCUACAAAAUGAAAGCCUGAAAUCGAACUCUCUUAUUGCCCCGCCUGAUGUUUUCAAGAUAAAUAAUUCAACUGGUGCCACAAAUGAACUCACGAGAAACACUCUGAAGCGAGCUGACUCCACAGCUCAUGCCGACUUGGAACAGCAACAGCAAAUACAACAAUUUCAGCAGCUGCUGAUGGGGACGCAGAAGCAGCUCAGUGCUGCUGAAUCCGGUAAGAAAGGCGCGUCUUGUAACACGUUCCCUCGCAGCGGCCAGUUCGUUCGUAAGGAAGGCUUUCAGCCGCCCCUUCCGCCCCCUCCACCCCAGGACAUCGAGGAAGAAGUUGGCGCUAACCUUACAGAAGCCCGGGCGCUGGUCUAUUGGUGGAAACAAGCGCAAGAGUUUGAAGCUGACAACGGAACAGACGGCGAAUAUUGCAGCCGGCGAGGCGAAUGUGCUGCCAAGCGACUGCCGCUCCUGAUGUUCAUACAUGGAGUCGGGGGAAGCUCUGAUGACUGGCACCACCAGCUGUGGUACUUCGUGUCAGCUGGCUACGAGGUGGUUGCCCCCGACCUGUUAGGACACGGCCUGAGCUCUGCUCCCGACAGCGCUGCCUGCUACCGCUUCCCGCGCCUCCUCGAGCAGCUCAGACUCCUCUACGACCUCUUCGUACCUAAGGGCCGCAAGUGUGUCCUUGUGGGACAUGGAUACGGAUGUGCACUGGCUGCUGCGCUGUUGCGCUACCGCCCCUCCAGCGCCCCCCUGCUGGUCCUUGCCUCCUGUGGGGGACCGGCGCCCCUCAUGCCCCCGCCUCCUGCCGUCUCCAAGAGCACAGAAGAUGCAUUGUACUCGCCCUACUUUAAUUUGUCCGGGCGCUCGUGGUGCCGCGACGUCUUAUCUGAGGAACUCAACCAGUGCUGCGAGGGACUGGCCAUGCUGCAGGACGGCGGCCUGUCCGCCUGCUGGCCUGCGUGCAGACUCGUCCUGUCUACAGCCUGCUGGCUCGCUUGCUGUGUGCCUUGUCUCUGUGCCAAGAGUGAGACGAGCCACCAGGGUCGUGGCAAGCAGUUGAGCGACGGUGCGCUGCGUCACGCUGGGGCCACGGCCACGCCUGCGUACGUGGUGCGCCAUAUGGUGCAGGGGCAGCGCUGGCUCGAGGGAGAUGUCACCUUCCACAGGCGCAUCACGGCACCCGUGCUACUGCUGCACGGUCUCAGGGACACCACCGUGCCACUCCUGCACAUGUGCGAGAUGGAGAAGACGAUCCCUCGUGCGUUCCUGGAGGUGCUUGGUUCGUGCGGCCACGACCUCAUGACGGACGCGCCUGACGCCGUCAACAGCGCCCUGCACCGCUUCCUGCUGCGCUGGCGUCGCCUCGCAUCGUGAUCCGUUUCGUCGCCAACUAACAUGACGAAGACAGACCUCCAGAACCUCGGUUGUUGAUGAGCGUCGACCGAAUAAGAUGUUCAUAGAGAACUAUUUGGCUUUCCAGAGAUUAUCAGGGUUAUAAUGAAAUAGCGUUGAAAAUCUGAUGUGUUUACAGUGAUAUUUUUCGACAGAUUAAUCAAUUUAUAAUCAUGCGUAAGAAGGCUACAGUUCCGAAGAGGUAAUUUAAUGGCAUACGUAAGGAUUUCCUUUUACCCCGGACAUUUUUAGCGACGCCACUUGUCAAUGCCAUUAUUUGGCAUCCCCUAUAAUUUCUACUUUUCCGCUUGUACUUCUUUCUUGAAAGCCCUCUUAUCUUCUAGUUCUGAUAAAAUGCGUCUCUAUGAUUCUCACUUAUUUACUACAACAUUCCGUCCAUAGUUUUAAGUUUUGUUGUUAGUAUAUUUAUUUUGAGCCGUUGGAGGAGGGGGCAUCUAUAGGAAAUUAAAAUUUCCUCCUUUCUUGACUCUGUUCGCCAGAUAUCUUCUUGCCAAAUUCUUGCCCAUCACUCAUCCUCGUAUAUGCGAUAGCUAUGUUCAUACGGCACUGAAUUAUAUUAAAUUCACGUGCAGCAAUAUUUGUGCAUACGAAUCUUUCGUCUUCCUGUUUCUUGUUACGCCAAAUUUCAGUAAUUAUUAUCACAUAGUUAUUAUUAUUAUUACAAUGCGUAGUUAUUAUUCAUUGAUUAUAAAUCAUUAGUUUUAACCAAUUCGCCGAAAGUGAAUACGCCGUUCUUAUUUAUGAUGGUUUUCUGAACUUGAUGAUUAAUGGUAUUGAUUGGUAUUGGUCUGUCUUUAAGGAACUAAGUUCAGCUCUCAGUGUUUACCGCCUCACGACUUCGUCUCAUUAUUUUAUUUUCACAUUCUCAUGGCACAUGCUUGCCUGUCUCCAAGCCUAAUCUUUAAUUUAACCUUAUAAAUUUCCUAUCUUUUCUACUUACUUCUGGUGGAAUGGCCAGCCUUGACUACCGUUGCAAGCUACUAAGGUUUUUUGGCCAAUAAUUUAUACAUAUAGCGCGGUAAUUUUACGCAGCGUUUCUAAAGAGUUACGUAUUACGAAUAAAUUCUUUGUCAACUUUCUACUUGAACGAAAAAAUUAUAUGCCGGCAGAGCCGGCGCGUUACUUGGCAUAGCCACUUCCGUACGUCUAAAGUAUUCCCGUACUUUUAAUUUUUAAAUAAUGUAUACAUUUAGUCUGGCCGUAGCUCAAAUUUGAAUGUUGUUCUACUCUCCCAUUAAAUACGAUGUAGACGAUCAUGUGUUGUGGUUUUCGAAACGCGUAUUGCGGAGCGUUCCGUUCCUCAUACACGCCGUGCUGGCAAUGCGGGAGAUCAGGUUUUAAUGUUAAGUUCAUUGUUAACUAGUGAUAAUUGUUUCUUUUGUUGAGGGUUGUAAGUAUUUUCAUAUAAACUGGCUCGUUCUAGCAGUAAAUUGAUGCACGAGGAUGCUAACGUUAACUCUAUGUGUUGGUGUUUUGAAUUCUACUGAAAAUGGUUUCAUCGGAAGUUCUCUGAAUAAUUAGCAACUUGGAGGUCAUGAAAAUAUCAAUAAGUUGGAAACACAAUCUCUUUCUUACAGUUCAUCGAUUUCAUAUAAUAUGCUAUGGUUCCUAUUUUGCCACCUUCAAAACGUAGAAUGCAAAUGGGAAUUGUGUUUGGUUGCAAAUUUGUGGCUGGUGGUAGUGCUACCUCCACUUGUUCAGGCAGUCUGAUCUCCAGGCUAUAUAAAAAGCAAGUCACACACUCCCUUGUAUUACCAGGCUGGGAUGGAGAAAUUUGCAGUUCCCUCCUUUAGGUUAAACUCGAGUUCGGCGCGCGUCGCUUGCUUAAAUUGCCUAUUUUUUGCGUAUUUCUCCAUAGAUUUGCAUUCCACUGGACUUCACAUUUUGAUUGAGGUUUCCACAUGAGAGGUAAAGGUUUUAUUGUUGAAAGAGCAUAGUAAAAAAAAAAUCCAAAUUAAAUUUGGUUCCACUAUUUUGAUUUCUACAGUUAUCAAGUGAAACAUGAAUGCCGUACUGAAUAUUUUUGCACUGAAUAUUGGGAAAUGUAGAUUCUCUUUCCUCCUAGCUCUAUUUAAUUAUACCCAUGCCAUUU
Molecule: messenger RNA, 5634 nt
Organism: Hyalella azteca
Lineage: Eukaryota; Metazoa; Arthropoda; Malacostraca; Amphipoda; Hyalellidae
Exons: 11
Coding region: 177-3503 (1108 amino acids)
Molecular function (GO): catalytic activity
Source: RefSeq, a predicted model, not a curated record